Molecule: messenger RNA, 1635 nt
Organism: Pipistrellus nathusii (Nathusius's pipistrelle)
Lineage: Eukaryota; Metazoa; Chordata; Mammalia; Chiroptera; Vespertilionidae
Source: the annotation of a GenBank genome assembly
AUGGGUUGCCGAUUAAACAAGUUGGAGAAACGCGAUGACAAACGGCCUGGAAAUAUCUAUUCAACGUUGAAGAGGCCUCAGGUGGAAACCAAGAUAGACGUGUCCUACGAAUACCGCUUCCUGGAGUUCACGACCCUGAGUGCCGCCGAGCUCCCGCGGUCCUCAGCAGUGAGGCUGGCCUCCCUGCGAGACCUGCCCGCCCAGCUCCUGGAGCUGUACCAGCAGGGCUUCUUGCUCGUGGCCCUGCACCCUUUCGUGCAGCCGACCCACAAGCAGGAGAAGACACCCCUGGAGCACAUCUUCAGGGCCAUCCUGAUCAAGAAAACCGACAGAUCUCAGAAAUCUGAUCUGCACAAUGAAGGCUACGUCUUGGAAUUAGAUUGCUGUUCCUCCUUAAUCCACCUGACAGACCAAAAAAUCAUCCCAGAGUUCUUUAAGAAGGUCCAGGAGGCGGCCAGUCGGGGCCUGAAAUUCGUGAGUGUCAUCCCUCAGUACCACUGCCCUGUGAACUCAGCAGGCAGCAGCCCCCCGGUGCGGGGUGGGGACAAGAACCCAGGGGCUCCAGCACAAGCGGAUGGAGGAAGCCCAGAGCCAAACCAGGGCCCAGGAGGGGAGGCACCCAUCACCGCCACACAGCCCAGCUUGCCUUUGGAAGUGGAGGACGGUGCAGACUUUUCCAAGACUCCGGAUGGACCAGACGGGGAACUGUCCGAAGUGCCUGGGGAACCGCCCUCGGGAAAAACGGAGAUCUUCGCCCUCUUCAACAAACCGAAGAGCCACCAGGAGUGCCGGCAGUACUACACGGUCAGCAUUCCUCUCCGGGUCUCCACCAACGGCCAGGCAGUGAGCGGUUUGGAUGCCAACUGGCUGGAGCACAUGAGUGACCACUUCCGGAAAGGAGGCGUGCUGGUGAAUGCCAUCUUCUACCUGGGCCUGGUCAACGAUUCCUUACACAGCUUGACAGAUGGAGUAUUCAUCUUCGAAGCGGUUUCCACAGAAGAUAGCAAAACCAUGCCGGGCUACGACGCUAUUGUUGUCGAACAAUGGACGGUCCUGGAAGGCGUCGAGGUGCAGACGGACUACGUGCCCCUGCUGAACUCGCUGGCGGCCUACGGCUGGCAGCUCACCUGCGUGCUGCCAACGCCCGUCGUCAAGACUAACAGGGAGGGAAACGUAUCCACCAAGCAGAUUGUCUUUCUUCAGAGACCGUGUCUACCUCAGAAACUCAAGAAGAAGGAAUCCAAGUUUCAGUGGCGAUUCUCCCGAGAAGACAUGCACAGCAGGCAGCUGAGGAAAUCCAAGGGUAAACUCGGUGCCAGAGGCAAGCGGCAAGCCGAAGAGAACGACAGGAACCUGGAAGACCAGUUUCCCAAGGCGGGAGACGUGGGAAACUGCGUGCUGGGCCAGCAGCAGGAGGACGGGGCCUCGGAGGAGAAGGACCCCGUCCAGGAGGUCACCGGAGAGCCGCUGUGUCCCGAUGGCCGGCUCAGUGUGGAGGGCGGGGCCGUGCAGAACGGCCCUGCCGGCCACUGUGGGGCCUCGGCCGGGGGCUGUGAGGGGGCCUCGGGUCCUGGGGAGGAUGCCGGGGAGGGAGGUACUGAGGAAGUGGCUGCAGAGACAGCAGAAGACUACUGA